CAAUAAAGACCAAACUCCAAAUUUGAAGCCCUAGUCCCCGGAGUAUAACCUCUCCCCAAAACUUAAAUAGAAAAUUAGGAAUUAGGAUUAGGGUUUAGAUCUUCGAAUAUUCCUCUCACUAUACGUAAAUUUAUCUAAUCCACCUUACUGUAAUUCUAGGAAAAAUGCAUUAAAGAUUGAGAUGGGCAAGGAAGAGGUGGUGGUGAAAGAAUCAAGAGCAGAAGAAGUUUCGUCUUCCGAGGAAGAAGAAGGAAUGGUGAAAACUCCAAUCAAAGAAGCGAGUACUGACGACGAUGAAGAGGCAAGUGUAGACCUCAGUUUGAAAAUCGUUCAAAGAGCCAUGCUACGAGCAUGUAAUGGAGAUCCCCAAAAAGACGGGGUUUCCGACAUUGUUACGAAUUUAAAGGACAAGAAAAAGAAAAAGGAAAAAAAGGAGAAGAAAAAGAAGAGCAAGGAAACGGAAGCCCCUCCAGAAGAUGCUGAUUCAGGUGAAUUAGAUGCGGGUUUCAAAAACUUUUGCGGCGAAUUGUUCCUGGAGGAAAAUGCAAAGGAUGAAGAGAAGUCUGAGACUUACAAAGCUACUGAGAUUGCUUAUAAAGCAGUUGAAGUGAAUCCUGUUGAGAUGCCAGAUAAUGCUGUCCUCAGGAAGCUUCUCCGGGGGCCUAGGUACUUUGAUCCUCCGGACAGUUGGGGAACAUGCUAUAAUUGUGGUGAAGAGGGUCAUACCAUUGUCAACUGUACUUCAGCAAAGCGCAAGAAGCCUUGCUUUGUUUGUGGGAGUUUAGAACAUAAUGCCAAGCAAUGUUCCAAGGGACAAGAUUGCUUCAUCUGCAAACAACAGGGUCAUCGUGCAAAAGAUUGCCCUGAGAAAAGCAGAGUGGAGCCACGAAGUUCUAAGAUAUGUUUAAAAUGUGGAGAGUCUGGACAUGAUAUGUUUGCAUGCAGGAACGACUAUUCUCAUGAUGACCUCAAGGAAAUGCAGUGUUACAUUUGCCAAAAGUUUGGUCAUCUGUGUUGUGUAAACUAUACUGAUCCCACACCAAGAGAGCUCUCCUGUUAUCGAUGUGGUCUCUUGGGCCAUACUGGUUUGGCUUGUACAGGGUCCCGUGGGGAUACAACUACUGGAUCAAGUAAUUCCUGCUACAGGUGUGGGGAAGUGGGGCAUUCUGCUCGUGAAUGCACCUUCAAGGCUGUCAAGAGAAAUCGUGAAUUAUCAACCCCCAAGCAGAAACCUUCCAAGAAAAAUAAAGAUCACAAGGAACAUAAUUCCGCGCCUCUUGAUCUUGGCAAGAGUUAUAAAAGAACUCAAUAUGGAGGAUACACAUCAGCUUCAAGAGCAAAACACAGAGGUGGUUGGAUCACUGAAGAUCCUGGAGAUUAUCAUAGCAAUAGAUUUGAAGACAAUAAUUGGAGAUCUCCUGCAACACCAAGUAGCAAAAGAGCAAAAAAAUUUAAUUCAACUGGUGAUAGUGCUUCAAGUUCUCAUUCUUCAAAAAAGCCCCGUAAGCUUCAUUUUAGUAAUUCAGCCUCAAAUGGGUCAGCCAAGUUUUAUCAGCAGCCGAGGUUUUCUGGCUCACGUUUUGGCAACAACAGUUAUGAUGGGACGAGAAGAGAUUAUGGUUGGUGAUGGGUAAGUGUGUUUUCCUUAUGCUGGUUGUCUAGGCAUUUGCUGCGUCUGGACAUAUAUCUGGAGAAGACUAUGCAACUAUUCUUUGCCUUCUGGGAGAUCAUAUCCUAUGGAUUCUUUAGGUGGCUAAAUAGAAAGUCAAAACGUCAAACUCGGCCUGUGCUUCAAUUGGAUAUCAAGGAAAUUUCUCAACUUAAAUAUAAACCUAACUCAACAUUGGCCUUAUAUUCUUCCCUCAAUUAUUUUCCCGUGUUUUAUUGUAUAAUAUUUCUCCCUGCAAUGAGCCUUUUUUUUUCCCGCCAACACGGCUGUAACUGUAAUGUCGUUUUAACAGAUUUCUAUAAUAUUUAUUCAACUUUUUCCCAUA
Messenger RNA from Olea europaea var. sylvestris, 1994 nucleotides. RefSeq names its product zinc finger CCHC domain-containing protein 7-like. The coding region runs from base 182 to 1627 and encodes 481 amino acids. The record is from RefSeq and is a predicted model, not a curated record. The transcript has 8 exons. Gene Ontology annotation, molecular function: zinc ion binding; nucleic acid binding. NCBI's taxonomy places the organism in Eukaryota, Viridiplantae, Streptophyta, Magnoliopsida, Lamiales, Oleaceae.